Meloidogyne enterolobii is the source of this 1415-nucleotide messenger RNA. NCBI's taxonomy places the organism in Eukaryota, Metazoa, Nematoda, Chromadorea, Rhabditida, Meloidogynidae. The record is from the annotation of a GenBank genome assembly.
UUUUUUUAAAUUUUUUUAUAUUUUCUUUUUCUAGAAUGAUUUUAUUUCUUCCUUCCAUUUUUAUUUUUUAUUCUCUUUCAACAAUAAUUUUAGCUAUAUUAAUAUGGAGAUUAUUUAACGGAUUUAAUAAUGCGGGUAAAAUGCCACCUGGUCCUUUUCAUUUUCCACUGAUUGGGAAUUUUGCGAAGCUUGAUUUACGUUAUCCACAUCGUUCUUUUGUUUAUUGGAAACAACGUUAUGGGCCGAUUUAUACAGUUUGGCUACCAACACCUUAUUUGGUCAUUGCUGGACAUAAACAAAUGCAAGAUCUUUUAGUUAACUCUAAUUAUGCUGACAUUUUCUCUGACAGACCAACAUUUUCCUAUAGUUAUGGCGUUUUCAAUAAUUUUUUACCUGACGGAGAUGGAAUUGUUUUAUCAAGACAACAGGUAUGGAAAAAGAACAGAUCUGCAGCAAUGGCAGCCCUUCGAAAAUUGGGUAUGGGACGUUCAGAAAUGGAAAAUCGAAUUAAUGUCCACAAAAAUGCUUUGAUUUUACGACUAACGGAAAUUAUAAAAAAUAAAAAUGGAAUAGUUGUGGAUAUUGCUCAACAAUUCGAUUUUUGUUUUGGAAAUAUAACCCAAAAUUUGCUUUUUGGUAGAUAUUAUACAGAAUAUAAUCAUCCAGAAUUUGUUCACCUUAAGCAAUUAAUUGAUAAUACUAUUAAAGAGGUAGCUACUGUUCAAAUGCUUAUUGUUAAUUCUUGUCCGUGGACUCGCGCAUUAUUCCCAGCUUAUUGGCGAUAUGUUCGUCAAGGAUUUGAACUCCAACGUUUUUUUCUAAAGGAAGUAGAUAUACAUCUUGAUAAAAUAAAAGAAUCUAAACAAUUAAAAGAAUCUGAGAUGGAAGAGCCUGAAUGCUUUAUUGAAGCAUAUCUUCAGGCUGCUAUAGCAGAGGGUCAACAUAUAGAGGACCCGGCAUUACGCCAAACAAUGGGAAUUUGUUCGGGAGAUUUGUGGGCCGCUGGUAUUGAAACUGUGGCUGCUACAAUGACCUGGGCGAUUGUUUAUUUGUUGAAUUAUCCAGAUAUUCAAUUAAAAUUACAAGACGAGAUAGAUAGACAUUUGUGUGAUCAACCUUUUCACUUUAGAGACCAAAAUAAUUUACCUUAUUUACGUGCUUUUGUUGAUGAACUCCAAAGAGUAGCUAAUGUGUUGCCUUUUACUGUCCCACAUUCUGUAAAGUUGGGUGAGUGGAUUAUACCCAAAGACACCACAGUUAUGGUACAACUGGGAGCUGUCCAUUUAGACCCAUCACUAUUCCCACAGCCAGAAGUGUUUCGUCCAGAGCGAUUUUUGGAUUCUGAGGGAAAUUACAAAGGAUCGGAAUUGAUAAAACCUUUUGGAGUUGGAAAAAGUGAAUUUUUGAAUUUAUAA